GAUCGCACCUCGUACUCAACUCAGUUCAGAGAAUGUCGAAGUUUCAUGCUGGUCAUAACCGACUUAGUUCCGAAUGUAGACAAAAUUUACAGCAGCUUUUACGGGAUGCUGAUUUCGUCCCAUGUGACGCAUGGCUUACGUGUUUGGGAUGACGUCACAUAUCCAGUCCAUGCCAGCUCAUUCACGCCAUCCAUGCGGUCGCGCUGGCAUGGUCGUGACGCUGGCGAGAACCGAGAACUCCUCGUUACCGUUAGAUCGAGCAGCAGGCUCGAGAUCCGCGCAUUUCAGCCACCCCAGCCAUGUGUGCGCGCUGCCAUGCGCUUCUAGAAGCGGCGAGAACGACUCUCAACCACUGAUUCAGUAUCGCCUUACAAACCGCAGCGCCAGCAAACCGACAAUCUCGUCACCCAAUGAGAACCGACCGGCAAUCUCGCAGCCAACCAGAACUCUCGGUACCAGGAGGAGUGGUCCCGAAGUUUGUUGACCCAUGGGUGGCAGGCCAAGCUCGCUCCUUCUGCCUAGCAGCUUCAGUGGUCGCCUCUCGAUGGAGGGGGACGGACGCUAGGGGAUGCAGCAGGAGGUGGAGGCACGCCAGAAGGGUCCUCAUGCCACUCCAUGAGGGAGAAUGCCCUCGUUCCUCUGGUUCCAAGUCGCCAGCCACAGCCUUGCAGCAUCACUAGCUCGAUGUUGGAAAUAUCUCAAAGGACUUAAGCGUUUCUGAAGUGUAACACUGCACUCAAGGAAGAUUACAGGGGAGCACGCAAGUCAACGGAGGUUACACGAGGGGGCGGACAAAGAAUGCGAAGAGACUCGAAAGGUGGCAACCGGAGGUUGCGACUGACCGUUACAACAUCACGGAUGGUAACCGAAGCGGCAAUCGAGUCGCUGUGCGACUCGAUAAACCGUUCCUGUAACUGUAUUCUACAACUGCUUUCUUAUCUUCUAUA
Messenger RNA from Closterium sp. NIES-67, 947 nucleotides. Lineage: Eukaryota; Viridiplantae; Streptophyta; Zygnematophyceae; Desmidiales; Closteriaceae. The record is from the annotation of a GenBank genome assembly.